This is a messenger RNA of Sphaerodactylus townsendi, 1812 nucleotides long. RefSeq names its product secreted protein acidic and cysteine rich (gene SPARC). The transcript is spliced from 10 exons. Gene Ontology annotation, molecular function: calcium ion binding; extracellular matrix binding; protein binding. Gene Ontology annotation, biological process: anatomical structure development. Lineage: Eukaryota; Metazoa; Chordata; Lepidosauria; Squamata; Sphaerodactylidae. Bases 168 to 1067 code for a protein of 299 amino acids. The record is from RefSeq and is a predicted model, not a curated record.
AAUAGAGGAGGAGAAAGAAAGACAGACAAACAGAAGCCCAACCCAGCAAGCCCCCUGAAUGGUUUCCUGUUGCCUCCUUCUAAGGGCAUUCAGAUUCCUUCAGAUCCUUCAGAGAGGCUGAAGUUUUCUCAACUCCACUGCCCCUGUCUCUGAGGCUUCACUGAAAGAUGCAGGCUUGGGUUCUCUUCCUUCUCUGCCUGGCAGGGAAAGCCCUGGCAGCACCGCAGGAGGAUGUGUCAGAGGAUAUGUACGUAGCGGUAGAUGAUCUUGUAACAGAGGAACCUGUAGGCGUUAAUCCAGUCCAGGUGGAGGUUGGUGAAUUUGAAGAGCCUACUGUGGAUGUGGAGGAGGUGGCUUCCGAACACCCCUGCCAGAACCAUCACUGCAAGCAUGGCAAAGUCUGUGAAGUAGAUGAAGAAAACAACCCUAUGUGUGUCUGCCAGAAUCCUUCCAACUGCCCUGCUAGCACUGCAGUGUUUGAGAAGGUAUGUGGUACUGACAACAAGACCUAUGACACCUCUUGCCACUUCUUUGCCACCAAAUGCACUUUGGAGGGAACCAAGAAGGGACACAAACUCCACCUGGACUACAUUGGACCUUGCAAAUUAAUUCCUGACUGCCAUGAUACUGAACUGGGUGAAUUCCCUCUGCGUAUGCGUGACUGGCUGAAGAAUGUACUGGUCACCUUGUAUGAACGUGAUGAAAACAACAACCUGUUGACUGAGAAGCAGAAACUCAGGGUAAAGAAGAUCCAUGAGAAUGAAAAGCGCCUGGAAGCUGGUGACCACACCAUGGAACUGCUGGCCCGUGACUUUGAAAAGAAUUACAACAUGUACAUCUUCCCUGUGCACUGGCAAUUUGGUCAGCUUGACCAGCAUCCUGUUGAUGGGUACCUGUCCCACACUGAGCUGGCCCCCUUGAGAGCUCCUCUCAUCCCCAUGGAACACUGCACCACUCGCUUCUUUGAGGCCUGUGAUCUAGAUGGCGACAAGUACAUUGCCCUGGAGGAAUGGGCCAGCUGCUUUGGCAUUAAGGAGAAGGAUAUUGACAAGGAUCUCGUGAUCUAAACCUUCCUCAUCUGUUACCAACAAUUCCACAUUUUCUUUCAUUUUUUUAACAGUUUGGGGAUUUUAUUUGUGUUACCGGGGACAAGGUGCUAAUAUAGAUCUAAACAUAUAUAUUAACGGUGCUAAAAAAGACAGAAAUUUGUUGUUAGUAGCCUAAUCUAUACCACUAGAUUACCUUGCUCUUGCCUGUGUGUUUCUGCCAGGCCUUUGAUUUGAUCAUACCAGUACAGGGACAAAUCUGUUUCUGUUCUAAGUUAUCUACAUCACUUCUGACCCACUUAUUUUCUGUUUUUAAAACAUCCUUAAUAUGGUUUUGGCUAACUCUCAGGCGAAAGUAUUCCAGACCGUUAACUCCCUAAUUUCUAGAAGGGAACUAAGGGAAGGUGUACCAAAAAGUGUAUGAGGAGAUUGGGCUUUCCAAAGCCAAGGGAUGCAACUGUUCAUGAAAAGUUUAGGUGAUUUGGAAUGUAGAUUGGAAACAGAGGGCAGUGAAAGAGACCUGCAAAAUCUAGAAGGGCAAUUUUAAAAAUCCCAUGCUAUUUGAAUGUAGCAAAAUUGGACAUAUGCUCGUACAAAAAGAAUGAUUAAAGAGAGAGAGAGAGAGCAAUCAAGAAGUCUGAAAAAAAGUCUUGUACAACCCCCCUCUAAAAAUAAAAUGUUAAAAAUGCUACCUGCUUCAUUGAUAUUGACUGAUGUAUUCUUCAUUGCUGUAUUUCCUUUGCUUAAAAAUUAGAUUUGGUGCUAA